This is a messenger RNA of Menidia menidia (Atlantic silverside), 783 nucleotides long. The record is from the annotation of a GenBank genome assembly. NCBI's taxonomy places the organism in Eukaryota, Metazoa, Chordata, Actinopteri, Atheriniformes, Atherinopsidae.
CUGAUCUCCAUUCUCUCUGUUUUCUUGCCUUUCUUAGGCCUUAAAAGCGGAGUUUCUGCCGGUCAGGGGAACAUCUUCCGCAACACCCCCCAAAGCGACCCCCACGCCACUUUCUCCUCCUUCUUCCACGGCGCCGACCACUUCGACAUCUUCGGCGAGGCCGACGGCGAGGAGGACCUCUUCAACCCCUUCCGGCAGUUCACCUUCAGCCACGUCCCGGAGGCGGCGGCGGGCGGCGGCCCCCGCAAACCGGCGCGGCGCCUUCAGGGCCAGGCGGUGGUGCACGAACUUCCCGUGACGUUGGACGAUGUGAUGCACGGCUGCACCAAGCAGGUGAAAGUCACGCGCAGCCGCCUGGGCGCCGACGGCCGCUCGCUGCGCAGCGAGGACAAGGUGCUGAGCGUGGUGGUGAAGAAGGGAUGGAGGUCCGGGACCAGGAUCACGUUUCCCCGGGAGGGGGACGAGACCCCCGACAGCAGCCCGGCGGAUAUCACCUUCGUGCUCAGGGACCAGGAGCACCCCAGUUACAAACGGGACGGCUCCAACAUCGCUCUCUGUGGGUGCACGGUCAACGUUCCCACGCUGGACAACCGCAUGAUGCCUUUGCCCUGCAGCGACGUGAUAAAGCCCGGCGCGGUGCGGCGGCUGAGGGGGGAGGGGCUUCCCCUGGCCCGGACCCCCUCCCAGCGGGGGGACCUGGUGGUGGAGUUCCAGGUGCUCUUCCCCGACCGGAUCCCACCUCAAUCCCGCGAGAUCAUCAAGCACAGCCUGGGCCAGUGUUAG